Indicator indicator is the source of this 1143-nucleotide messenger RNA. RefSeq names its product sphingosine-1-phosphate receptor 3 (gene S1PR3). The coding region runs from base 1 to 1143 and encodes 380 amino acids. The transcript has a single exon. Gene Ontology annotation, molecular function: sphingosine-1-phosphate receptor activity. Gene Ontology annotation, cellular component: membrane. The record is from RefSeq and is a predicted model, not a curated record. Lineage: Eukaryota; Metazoa; Chordata; Aves; Piciformes; Indicatoridae. Gene Ontology annotation, biological process: G protein-coupled receptor signaling pathway.
AUGACGACUGCAGUUACCAUGUCACCUGAUGCUCUUGUCAACCCUCAAGGGAAUGAAGAGGUGGACUCUCUGAUUGUACUGCAUUACAAUUAUACAGGAAAACUUAUGCGAAGGGAAAAGGCAACCGAUAAUAUAGACCUUCCCACUAUUGCAUUUCUGAUCCUGUGUAGCUUCAUAGUAUUGGAAAACUUGAUGGUGUUGAUUGCCAUAUGGAAAAACAAUAAAUUUCACAACCGCAUGUACUUUUUUAUUGGCAAUCUAGCUCUCUGUGAUCUUUUAGCUGGGGUUGUUUACAAAGUGAACAUUCUUAUGUCUGGGAAGAAAACUCUGAGCUUGUCCUCCACAAUCUGGUUCAUUAGGGAAGGCAGCAUGUUUGUUGCUCUGGGAGCCUCCACUUUCAGCUUACUGGCAAUAGCUAUAGAGCGACAUUUGACCAUGAUUAAAAUGAGGCCCUACGAUGCAAAUAAAAAAUACAGGGUGUUCCUUCUCAUUGGUACAUGCUGGCUUAUUUCAGUUUCAUUGGGUGCCUUACCCAUCCUUGGGUGGAACUGUAUAAACAACUUACCAGACUGCUCAACCAUUUUGCCUCUGUACUCCAAGAAGUAUGUUGUGUUCUGCAUUAGUAUCUUCAUAGCUAUUUUGGUUGCGAUUGUCAUCCUUUAUGCCCGUAUCUACAUCUUGGUGAAAUCCAGCAGUCGUAAUGUCACUAACCACAAUAACUCAGAGCGCUCCAUGGCACUCCUUAGGACUGUCGUGAUUGUUGUUAGUGUCUUCAUCGCCUGUUGGUCUCCGUUGUUCAUUCUGUUCCUCAUUGAUGUGGCUUGCAGAGUCAAGGAGUGUUCUAUCUUGUACAAAGCCAACUGGUUUAUUGCUCUGGCAGUCAUCAAUUCUGCAAUGAAUCCCAUCAUCUACACUCUGGCCAGUAAGGAGAUGCGUCGGGCUUUCUUUCGCCUGGUUUGUGGCUGCCUAGCAAAAUCAAAGGUGGCCAGAUCUUUGCCUAUUCAGCCCACACCAGAUCACAGUCAUAAAUCCAGCAGCAGCAAUACUCAGAAGCCAAAGGAAGAUUCCCCACCAAAGAAUGUUCCCUCUUGUAUUGCUGAGAAAAAUGAAUCUUCAUUUCACAAUGGAAACUUCUGUAAGUGA